This is a messenger RNA of Suillus clintonianus, 1695 nucleotides long. Its product is annotated as WD40-repeat-containing domain protein. The record is from RefSeq and is a predicted model, not a curated record. The coding region runs from base 148 to 1524 and encodes 458 amino acids. NCBI's taxonomy places the organism in Eukaryota, Fungi, Basidiomycota, Agaricomycetes, Boletales, Suillaceae. Gene Ontology annotation, molecular function: phosphatidylinositol-3-phosphate binding; phosphatidylinositol-3,5-bisphosphate binding; protein binding. Gene Ontology annotation, cellular component: extrinsic component of membrane; phagophore assembly site membrane; cytosol. Gene Ontology annotation, biological process: protein lipidation; autophagy of mitochondrion; nucleophagy. The transcript is spliced from 4 exons.
AUCAAAGUUUGUGGUUGAUGUUCAAAGACCUAAUUGCGCCACUUCAGAAGCUUCAGCUCCAGCCACAAUCUGAUGCUGAUGCAGCAUGCAAAGUGCUACUGCCGCAAGCUGAGAGAUACACUUUAUCUCCUCCUUUCACAUUGAUCCAUGAACCUAGCUCGACACUCUAUCACUGCGACAAACCCCGUUCAGAUCUUUGAUACCCGAUUUGAAGCAGACUGUCAGAUAUUCACUACUACGACACCUGCAGGGUUCGCGGUGUACCAGACAUGGCCGCUGAAGCUUAUUCGCAAGAGAGAGUUUACUGGCGGAACGCUCGCUGCCGUGGUACCGUGUCACACAUCAUCUCUGCUCUUUCUCCUCGGAGGCGGCCGCAGUCCACUUUAUCCUCCAAAUAAGGUGGUUGUAUGGGACGACGCUACCGGAGAAGAAGUAGCUGAGCUAGAAUUUAGGGAAAGAGUCAGAGGUCUUGCUUGUAGACGUGGAUGGCUUGCAGUAUCGUUUCGGAGAAGAGUUGUAUUAUUCGAGAUCGGGGAGACCAUCGUUCGACGGAACGAAUUCGAUACAUGUGAUAACCCUCGAGGCUUGCUUGCGAUGGCCACUGGGGCAUAUUCAACCCUUCUGGCUUUCCCUGGUCGACAGAUGGGGCAUGUACAAUUAAUACACCUACCACCUUGUAUUCCGCCCGUGCCAGUUGGUCCCCCGCCUUCUGUCCCACCAUCUCGACCACCACCACCACCAUCAAAGCAUCCAGUCUCAAUUAUCGCUGCACAUGAAUCCACCUUGAACACUCUCACCGUUCCCCCAUCAGGUCGGAUGCUCGCUACGACUUCAUCCCGUGGUACCCUCGUUCGUAUAUGGGACACCCUUACAGGAAAGCUACUGCGUGUAUUCAGAAGGGGAUCUGAUAAGGCCGAAAUAUAUGGGGUUGCAUUUCGCCCCGAUGAGAAGGAAGUAUGCGUUUGGAGCGAUAAGGGUACUGUGCACGUAUUCUCUCUUAUGACUUCUGGCCCCUCUAAUCGACAAUCGUCUUUGUCCCCGCUCGCCUCACUCAUUCCUUACUUUGACUCUGAAUGGUCAUAUGCACAGUAUCGGAUUCCCGCGCAAGCCUCCCACAUAUCAAUAUCUUCCACGUCAUCCUCUCGUUCACCCACAGCCGACAUUACCGACGAGGAGAAGUGCAUGGUUGGCUGGAUCGAAGCACCGUCCGAUCGUAGUGAACCCGGCCGUGAUCCACCCAUGGAGUACCAACUCAUAGCGCUCACGUACAGUGGGGGCUGGUAUCGGUUGUCAUUGCCACAGGGGACGUCUAAUAUCUCUUCGCCGUCUGCGGGUGGAACCCCGCUGUCCAGCUCCCCGCCCAAGGUAUCUUCGCAUUCUCGUCCACGCACGAACAGCGUGUCAUCUAUCACUAGUCGCACGGAGAAAGGGAAGGAAAGGGACCGGGACCGGGACCGGAAGGACAAUCGAGAAUUAAUUUUGCAAGAGUAUCGGAAGUAUGGUAGGUGGGAUGGUUGGGGCUAGAAUGGUGAAUCUGUUGUCUUGUUGUCUUGUAGUUUUGGAUCAUGCACCGCUCGUUUCAGUUCACGUAUAAUCAUUCACACUCUCGUAGUACCCUCGUAGUUCACAUUUCGUCUUCACAUGAUAUUGUUUUUGUUGCAAAUGGAUGUUAUGUUCAAGGCUUUCUCACGAUAC